Molecule: messenger RNA, 2952 nt
Organism: Callithrix jacchus (white-tufted-ear marmoset)
Lineage: Eukaryota; Metazoa; Chordata; Mammalia; Primates; Cebidae
Gene: BARD1
Product: BRCA1 associated RING domain 1
Biological process (GO): protein K6-linked ubiquitination
Cellular component (GO): BRCA1-A complex; BRCA1-BARD1 complex
Molecular function (GO): protein binding; ubiquitin-protein transferase activity
Source: RefSeq, a predicted model, not a curated record
CCAGGACUUUGGCAAGUUUCAGCAGUCCGGCCCCGCCCCUGGGUCCCGUGCGCCGGGACUUUGGCCAGUUUCAGCCUCUAGCCCCACCACUAGACCCCGCCCACUCAGCCAGUGGGUGGCUCUCGCGGCCCCGCCCUCAGGCCGGCCCGCCGUCGGAGAGGCGGGAAGAGCUCGGCAAGGGUCGAGUCGCUGGCCUGCAGCUUCCCUGUGGUUUCUCGAGACCUCCUUGCCUCCGGCUCUCCGAGGAGCCUUUCACACCAAGGCGGGGCGAUGCCGGGGAACCCGCAGCCGAGGAACCGGCAGCCGACGGUCCGCUCCGGGAACGAGCCUUGCUCUGCGCCCGCCAUGGAUCCGGCCGGUGGCGGGGCGUGGGCCCACAGUCGAGCCGCGCUCGACCGCCUGGAGAAGCUGCUGCGUUGCUCGCGUUGCACUAACAUUCUGAGAGAGCCUGUGUGCUUAGGAGGAUGUGAGCACAUCUUCUGUAGUAAUUGUGUAAGUGACUGCAUUGGAACUGAAUGUCCGGUGUGUUACACCCCAGCCUGGAUACAAGAUGUGAAGAUUAAUAGACAACUGGACAGCAUGAUUCAACUUUAUAGUAAGCUUCGAAAUUUGCUACAUGACAAUAAGCUCUCAGAUUUGAAAGAAGAUAAAUCUAGGACAAGGUUGUUUAAUGAUGCAGAAAACAAGAAGAAUUCAAUUAAAAUGUGGUUUAGCCCUCGAAGUAAGAAAGUCAGAUAUGUUGUGCGUAAAGUUUCAGUGCAGACCCAGCCUAAAAUAAAAAAUGAUGUAAAUGCUCAGCAAGACUCCAUGUAUGAAUUUGUUUCCACAACUCCUCCUGCAGAUGUUUCUGAGAAGGCUAAAACGGCUUCUGCAAGAUCUCUAAAAAAGCAAAAAAAGAAAACUUUAGCUGAAAUCAACCAAAAAUGGAAUUUACAGGCAGUAAAAGAAGAUGGCAAAUUUGACACCAAAGAGGAAUCGAAGCAAAAGCUGAUAUCCUUCUGUAGCCAACCAUCCGUUAUCACCAGCCCUGAGAUAAAUGGUGAAAUAGACUUACUAGCAAGUGGCUCCUUGACAGAAUCUGAAUGUUUUGGAAGUUUAACUGAAGUCUCUUUACCAUUGGCUGAGCAAAUAGAGUCUCCAGACACUAAGAGCAGGAAUGAAGUAGUGACUCCUGAAAAGGUCUGCAAAAAUUAUCUUACAUGUAAGAAACCUUUGCCAUUAGAAAAUAAUGGAAAACGUGGCCAAGACAAUAGACUUUCCAUUCCCGUUUCUAAGAGAUGUAGAAGCAACAAUCUGAACACCAGUGGAGAUUUUGUUAAGCAACUAGUGCUCUCAGAAAAUACUCCAUUGCCUGAAAGUUCUCCAGACACUAAGAGCAAGAAUGAAAUAGUGACUCCUGAGAAGGUCUGCAAAAAUUAUCUUACAUCUAAGAAAUCUUUGCCAUUAGAAAAUAAUGGAAAACGUGGCCAACACAAUAGACGUUCCAGUCCCAUUUCUAAGAGAUGUAGAAGCAGCGUUCUGAGCACCAGUGGAGAUUUUGUUAAGCAGAUGGUGCCCUCAGAAGAUAUUCCAUUACCUGAAAGUUCUUCGCCACCUUCAUGCAAACGUCAAGUUCAUGGUACAUCGGGGAGGAAAAACAGUAAUAUGUCAGACGAACUCAUUAGUCUUUCACCAGGUACACCACCUUCUACAUUAAAUAGUUCAAGGUACAGACGAGUGACAUCUAGUCCCUCAGCAAUGAAGCUGUUACCCAAUAUGGCUGUGAAAAGAAAUCAUAGAGGAGAGACUUUACUCCAUAUUGCUUCUAUUAAGGGCGACAUACCUUCUGUUGAAUACCUUUUACAAAAUGGAAGUGACCCAAAUGUUAAAGACCAUGCUGGAUGGACACCAUUGCAUGAAGCUUGCAAUCAUGGGCACCUAAAGAUAGUGGAAUUAUUGCUCCAGCAUAAGGCAUUGGUGAAUACCACUGGGUAUCAAAAUGACUCACCACUUCACGAUGCAGCCAAGAAUGGGCACAUGGAUAUAGUCAAGCUAUUACUUUCCUGUGGAGCCUCCAGGAAUGCUGUUAACAUAUUUGGUCUGCGGCCUGUGGAUUAUACAGACGAUGAAGAUAUGAAGUCACUAUUGCUGCUCCCAGAGAAGAAUGAAUCAUCCUCAACCAACCAUUGCUCGGUAAUGAACACUGGGCAGCGAAAGGAUGGACCUCUUGUCCUUAUAGGCAGUGGGCUUUCUUCAGAACAACAGAAAAUGCUCAGUGAGCUUGCAGCAAUUCUUAAGGCUAAAAAACGUACUGAGUUUGACAGUACAGUAACUCAUGUUGUUGUUCCUGGUGAUGCAGUUCAGAGUACCCUGAAGUGUAUGCUUGGGAUUCUCAAUGGAUGCUGGAUUCUAAAAUUUGAAUGGGUAAAAGCAUGUCUGCGAAGAAAAGUAUGUGAACAGGAAGAAAAGUAUGAAAUUCCUGAAGGUCCACAGAGAAGCAGGCUCAACAGAGAACAGCUGUUGCCAAAACUGUUUGAUGGAUGCUACUUCUAUUUGGGGGGAACCUUCAAACACCAUCCAAAGGACAACCUUAUUAAGCUCGUCACUGCAGGUGGGGGCCAGAUCCUCAGUAGAAAGCCCAAGUCAGACAGUGACGUGACUCAGACCAUCAAUACAGUUGCAUACCAUGCCAGACCCGAUUCUGAUCAGCGCUUCUGCACACAGUAUAUCAUCUAUGAGGAUUUGUCUAAUUAUCGCCCAGAGAGGGUUCGUCAGGGCAAAGUCUGGAUGGCUCCUUCCAGCUGGUUUAUAGACUGUGUGAUGUCCUUUGAGUUGCUUCCUCUUGACAACUGAAUAUUAUACCAGAUGAACAUUUCGAAUUCAACUUUCACAGUUUGUGAGAGCCCAGUCAUUGUACUGUUUUUAGGUCCACAUUUUUACAAAUAGGGAGAAUCAUUCAUAUUUGUCUUUGAA